Messenger RNA from Acanthochromis polyacanthus (spiny chromis), 3185 nucleotides. It is a transcript of the gene rwdd2b, whose product is annotated as RWD domain containing 2B. Gene Ontology annotation, molecular function: protein binding. The coding region runs from base 260 to 1159 and encodes 299 amino acids. The record is from RefSeq and is a predicted model, not a curated record. Lineage: Eukaryota; Metazoa; Chordata; Actinopteri; Pomacentridae. The transcript is spliced from 4 exons.
GGCACUAUUAGCUAAACUUGACUGUGUCUUCUGCUUUCGAUGUAUCGUUUACAUGAAAAUCUUAAUUGUUUUAGGCUUAAGUAUAUUAAUUUAAAGAGUAAAGCAAUUUAAUGUUGAUGACACGAAAAUGUAUUUAGUUACCCGAAAUGACAGCGUAAUGCGACAACAUCUGUGAUUUUGAGGAGAAACCUGUUAAACAGUUAACAGCUCUUAUAUUCACGGUCGUAAAAGUCGAAGCUGUUGUCUGGGCUUUACCAACAUGUCUUACUUGGAGUGGGCUGAGUCUCAGCUUGCAGAGAUUGAGCUGCUAACCAGCAUGUUCCCCACGCUGGAUGAGCUGGAGCUCACCGACCAGCUUGCACUAGCGGAGCUCAGGGACUACGUGGAGAGUUCAGCCUCAGCAGACAGCCCUCCUCCCUCCAGACCGCAGUUUCUCAUCAAACAGAAGCUGGACUCUGCAAACACGGAGACGGAGGUCAUUAUGUCCUGUGCUUAUCCAUCUGAAUAUCCCUGUGUGUUACCAGAAAUAACAGUCCGGUGUUCCAGUCUCAACAGGGCCCAGCAGACAGAACUCCAGACACAUCUCAAUGCAUACCUCACAGAAAACUGCCAGGGGGAAGUAUGUGUUCUCUCUGCUGUGGACUGGGUGAAAGACAACUUGCAGGUCUUCGUUAAUAAGAGCUUAUUAGUGACACCAGUUCCCAAGAAAGAGCCUGCCUCUUCACAGCCACAGGAAGUUUUCAGCCGCCUGUGGAUCUACAGUCACCACAUCUACAACAAGUCAAAGCGGAAGAACAUCUUGGAGUGGUCCAAGGAGCUGUGCCUGUCAGGAUUCAGCAUGCCUGGGAAGCCUGGUAUUGUGUGUGUGGAAGGUCCUCAAUCAGCCUGUGAGGAGUUCUGGUCCAGAGUCAAGGUUCUGACAUGGAAGAAGAUCAUGAUUCGACAUAGAGAGGAUAUUCCCCUUGAUCGUCAGGGCGAGGACAGCAGGACUGUUGAAAGCAUAGACUCCCUGCGCAAAUUCACUGGCUUUGAAGAGGCAAUGUUUGACCCUCAUGGGAACAGAGGUAAUCACAUGGACCUUGGGCAGCUCUAUCAGUUCUUAAAUGAGAAAGGCUGUUGUGAUGUCUUUCAGAUAUAUUUCGGGAUUGAAGGAAGGUAGUGGUCAGACUUAGAUAAUAAAUAUACAGUUAUUUGACAGGUGCCUUACAAGUGAAGUCACUCCUUCUGAAAGUACACAUUUGUGGUCAUGUGUUUGUUGAAGUGGGAUAAAAGGCAGAAAGAAUGCUUCUGCAAUCUGGGAAACUGUGUUCCUACUCUUUGUAGUUAAUUGGCAUAUUUUUUUCAAAAAAGUAGCAUUAAAAAGAUGUUUGAGAGUUUUCUCAAGGACUUCAGUUUUAUUUGCAAUUUUAAUACUCCUGCAUGUGCAGCAGAUCACACCUUGCCCUAGGUGUUUCUUUCCUCAAAUGGCACCGGAGUGUAUUACAAACAGGCUAUAAUAGGAUUUUUAGGUCUGAUACUGCUUUAAUAAUUGGACAACAUAGUCAACAAUAUGCUGGAUAUCUGUUUUUGAAAUCUGUUGAUUUUUCUUGUUAUGAAUUAUAGAUAAUAUAACCAUGGAAAGCCUUUCUCCAAUUUUCUUUGAAUGAUUAGUCGUUAGAUAAAUUGUACAUUAUUGAGGAUUACAAUCUGGCAAUUAAAAUGUGUGGAUAUUGAACAUGAAUCUUAAUUUUACCCCCUCAAGACAGAGAAUCGAAAAACAUAUUUAUAUAGAUUCGUAUGUUGAUUUUAUUACUCAGGGAUCAUUUCAAAUAUAUGGUACUGAUUGAUAUUAUCUUACUGAUUGCAUGAGCAAAAUGCUAAUACAUUAACUGCUACAUACAGUAAGCACUCAUACUGUGUUUUUGAAAGGCUAUAUCAUUUCCAUGGUUGACACAGACACACAUAAUUGUACAAAUAAUCUCCUCGAAGGAGUUUGAACCCUGAGUGAGCAGAUUUCAGUCUCUGUUGAAAAUUAACUGAUGAAACUAAUGAAAGCACUGCUGCGUCAUCAGGGCUUUAAUGCUAGGACUGUACUUGAAGACUUGAUGAAGUCUACUUCCAUCUGAAGUUGUUUGAUGAAAGGAAGUAAUAAGGACACACAACUUGAAGCCAAUGCUAUUUUUCAGUAGUUACAUGUAUCACAUAGAUUACAAACUAGCUUGAUCUGUGAUGCCCAGCAGAUGGCAGCAUUAUAUAAUGAAAUUUGGCAAACAUGGCAAUCUGAGAUGUUAUCUGUUAACCUGUUUAAAAUGGAUACAAUGCACAACUUAAAUCUAAAAGGCAUAAAAGAAACAUGUAGGAGUAGUAAAUUAAUAAUUUAGUUCAAUGCAAAUUCAGCUAUUAUUUGGAUCAGAUAUAAAAUUGUGCUUAAAAGACUGCAAUGAAUCAGCUGUGUUGAUAUUGCAUCUGUGUCCUUGUGCAGUUCAACAGCAGUGUUUCAAGCUCUUAAACAGCCCACACUCUUCUAUCUAUUAAGUCAUUUGUACAUCAAGUUUAAUCAAAAUGUAUCCUAGAAAUGCUAAUUAGUGAGUAGCUACUAGAUCCAGAGAUGACUUUGAGGAGGGGUUGCUUAUCAUGCUUUUAGUCCCAAGCCUCUGAGAGAUGCUGGUUGUCUGGUUGGUCUGGUGCUCGUGCUGAUGUUACGGGUUCUCGUUUUGCUCUCAGAGAGUGGAUGUUCAUUCUGGGCAGAGGUCUAAUUGCCCAAGUGGAAGGACUUUUAACUUAAGUCCUUCGAAGUCUCAUCAGAGGACCCUUGUGUUUAUUAAGGAGAGCUCAAUUCCUAGGUGCCUCCGUUAAGACUUAGUAUUCUAAAUUAGGAUGAGCAACCUCUUCUAACCCCUCAUUUUGCAUCUCUUGGUCUAACAACCUUUCCCUAGUUAGCAUUUCUACCAGAACGUCUCUAAGCAGAACCAGUCAGCAGAUGACUGUAUUGCACAUAUGGCUAUGAUUAAACAACAACACAACAACUUAAACUGGCUUUAUUUUGUCUUGUUUAGUUCUAACUAGUCUAUUUGAGGACAGAUUAGUCACUGUCACAAUGAUGUGCAUCAUGAUGAGAGAAGACCAAUGGAAUAUGGAAUGCCAGCUUUUGUAAGAAAUCAGUUAAAAAGUUGUUUUUUUCAAUAAAGACAGUUGCUUUCCUUCAA